AUGGCAAAGUUUGUUCUUGCAGGCAAAGCUUACUGUCCUUAUUAUGCAAAGGCUGAGCUUCUUUCUGAUAUACUGCAAAGAAACCUGCCUGAUUUUCACAUUCAUAAGAUCUGUGUGCAACCCAAUGACCGGAAGGUAAACCUGUCCUGCAAUUGUUCAUGUUGGAAGCAUUCAAGUUCUCCUAUAGUUUGGAGGGAGUUGACUGAUCAUGGUGGGAAAUGCAUGCUGCACAGAGGCUUCAAUGAUUUCGGUUACUAUGGCAUAAGGUCAGAUAUGACCACUGAUCUGAUGCUAAAAAUUGCAGAAGAGAAUCUGCAGACCAAAGAGCUGUGUGUGCAGGAGGAGGUUAACCAAUGGAACUCUUUCAGACCUCUGCACAUCUGGAUCAACAUCACUAGCGUCAUUGUGUGGGUCAAUGUCAGUGGCAGUUACCAUGUUGAUCUACAGUUGGCAAAGGUUUUUAAAUAUGAUGGUGCUAUUUUGGGCCCAGAUGGCUUUUCUCAGCCGGUCAUGGAUAUGAUUUAUGAUCAUUGUGGUAAAUGGCUGGAGUCUGAUUUUAUGGGUUUACUACAUAAACACAGUGCCAUAAUUUCAUUCAAGACCAACAGAGCCACAGCCAUAUCAACAACCAAUGGAAUAGUCACCGUUUUAAAGGCCUGGAAUAAUAAUGAGUCUGCAGAGGAAGUAUUUUCAUUGGGUGUACUUAAUAUAGGCAAGAUUAACAGUUCAAAUCACAAUCAAAUGGUUUAA
Molecule: messenger RNA, 750 nt
Organism: Myxocyprinus asiaticus (Chinese sucker)
Lineage: Eukaryota; Metazoa; Chordata; Actinopteri; Cypriniformes; Catostomidae
Product: putative malate dehydrogenase 1B
Exons: 6
Coding region: 1-750 (249 amino acids)
Biological process (GO): tricarboxylic acid cycle; malate metabolic process; oxaloacetate metabolic process
Molecular function (GO): L-malate dehydrogenase (NAD+) activity
Source: RefSeq, a predicted model, not a curated record